AUGUCGUCUCCCGCGACGACACACACUAACGCGCCCGUCGACGCCUCCUCGACGCGGACGGCGUCUCCCGCGUCGACGCCGGCGUCGCCGCCGCCGCGCAAGCUCAUCAUCGACACCGAUCCCGGCGUCGACGACGCCUUCGCCAUCGCGCUCGCGCUCGAAACGAUGUCGACCGAGGUCGAAGUCCUCGGCCUCACCACCGUCUUCGGCAACGUUCGGCGCGACGACGCGACGCGAAACGCGCGCACGCUCGUCGAGAUGUGCGCGCUCGCCGGGUCGUGGAGGCGCGAAGCCGGCGCGCGGUUGCCGGUGGUCGACGGCGCGCGCGCGCCGCUGGCGGCGCUCGACGAGGACGACCGAUCGGGCGCGGGCGCGUCCACGGCGGACGAUUCCGCGGUGUUGGUCGCGGAUUUCGUGCACGGCGAAGACGGGUUCGGGGGCGUGCGCGGCGCGUACGAGACGCGGCCCGAGGAGAGCGCGGUGGAACACCGAGCGGGGCGAGAGGCGGCGGAUUUUAUAGCGGAGAUGUGCGCCAAGUACCCGGGCGAGGUGACGGUGCUGGCGCUCGCGCCGUUGACAAACAUAGCGCUGACGUUUCGGCGGCAUCCCGAGUGCUCGGAAACCAUGGGUGAGCUCGUCGUGCUCGGAGGCGCGUUUGAGGUAAACGGCAACGUAAAUCCGGCGGCGGAGGCGAAUAUUUUAGGCGACCCCGAGGCCGCGGAUGAGGUUUUCGGCGCGUUCGAGCGCACCUUCGUCGUAGGUCUCGACGUGACGACUCGAGUGCGUCUUUCUGGCGCCGAGAUCGAGCGUUUGGAAACCGUUCUCCGCGACGCCGACGCCGUCUCGCCGCCGCGUCGAUGCUCCAACCUCCUCCGCGCCUUUCUUCACGACGCCACCCAAUUCUACAAGGCGUAUCACCUCCGCGUCGCCGACUUCGACGGCAUCUACGUCCACGAUCCCACCGCUCUGCUCUUAGCCCUCCCUCACGUCCGCGAUGCCGUCUUCACUUUCCGCCGCGGCGCCGUCCGCGUCGCGCUCGCCCGCGACUGCGCCCGCGGCGCCGUCUUCCUCGACGCUCGCCGCGCCUGGCUCUUCCGCAACGCCUGGUCCGACCGUCCGCGCGUCUCCGUCGCCAUGGACGUCGACGUCGACGCCGCCCUUCGCGAGCUUCGCGCCCGUCUCGGCGUGUAA
This is a messenger RNA of Ostreococcus lucimarinus CCE9901, 1191 nucleotides long. RefSeq lists its product with no specific name. Gene Ontology annotation, biological process: purine nucleoside catabolic process. NCBI's taxonomy places the organism in Eukaryota, Viridiplantae, Chlorophyta, Mamiellophyceae, Mamiellales, Bathycoccaceae. Bases 1 to 1191 code for a protein of 396 amino acids. The transcript has a single exon. Gene Ontology annotation, molecular function: purine nucleosidase activity. Gene Ontology annotation, cellular component: cytosol. The record is from RefSeq and is a predicted model, not a curated record.